Messenger RNA from Klebsormidium nitens, 882 nucleotides. The record is from the annotation of a GenBank genome assembly. NCBI's taxonomy places the organism in Eukaryota, Viridiplantae, Streptophyta, Klebsormidiophyceae, Klebsormidiales, Klebsormidiaceae.
AUGAACCCCAACUACUCGGAUCCCGUUGUCCCUCUUCAUUUCACGGCAAACCAACGCGUCUUCUCGAACGGCGUUACGAUGGGCGGAUGUCUGAGCGCCAUGGACAUUGCGGACUGGUUCGUGGCAAGGUGGGGGCCUGGCGCAGGCACAAUCACCCCAGAAGAGCUGCAAAAGGGUGCCUCUUAUGUGAAGGCUGAUUCUUCAGAAGAAGCGUUCGCAACAGAAGAGCAAGCUGACAUGGACAUGCCCGAGCCUUCGGUGGUUGUUCCAUGGGUGCUGAACGAAGUUGUCACCUCCACCGAAUCUGACUACUUCAAAGGAGAGGGCCACUUUGAGCUCCAAGCCUCAAGGCUGCUCAGCUGCUGGAGAGCGUAUGGGGACCAGUUCCCGAGCGCAUUUGCUGCAGAAGUGUGCUUGUUCAUGCAGAAGGCAAAGGUUGGGCAGCAGUUGUAUGGGACGAUUCGCUUGGUUGCGUGCUUCCUUAUACAGACAUUCACAAGCAAGAGGGCGGCCAUUCACAUCAAGAAUGGCUCGCAGGAGCUGUGGCCUUCGUUUCUGCACGGCUUGGGUCAGCGCCUUCAGUCUGCCUGCCAAGAGUUGGCACCCACGGAGGCGAGCUUGAUGCUCGAGAGGGUCAUACAACUGCUGCAAACGAUGAAAAGCUUAACGUCCGACUAUGCGUACAUGAUGCUCCUCGGCCAUGAUAGUUAUCAGCACGGGAGCAACGUGAAGCAACUGGUGUGCAGCAUUGGGAAGCUGCUGCGUGACACCGCAGGGGUGGAGAAGGAAUUAAAACGGGAGGCUGCAAAGGCAACCGCGAAGCGAGCCCCUUGGGAGAAGGGAGGAGAUGCAGAACAGGCCGGUAGUGGCACGCUCCCAUGA